AUGUUCCACCAAGUGAAAGUCCUGGAAGAAGACCAGGCCGCCUUCAGAUUUCUCUACCGGACGCCUGGCAGUAUUUCAGCUCCGUUAACGUACCAGAUGACGGUGCACGAAUUUGGAGCCAUCUCCUCCCCAACGAGCUGCAUCUUCGCCCUCAACAAGACGGCCGAUGACCACCGCAGCCAGUUUCCAGACGUAGCCGAUAGCGUUCGACGUAAUUUCUACGUCGACAAUUAUCUCGACUCCUUCGACUCCGAAGACGAGGUCAUCAAACGGUCCCGCCAAAUGAGGUCCUUACUUCAGCUAGGGGGAUUCAACUUGACCAAAUUGACGUCGUCGUCAAAAAUGGUGAUCGCAGAGCUACGAGAAUUCGGCCUCGCGUCACCAACACUGGAUUUGGACUUGGAGAAACUCCCCGUCGAAAGAACGCUGGGAGUAAUGUGGGUCAGCGAGCGAGAUAUGCUGACUUUCAAGAUUCGGAAGCCGCCAAACAACGUGACACUCACGAAGCGAGCCUUCCUAAGCAUCAUCUCCAGCGUCUAUGACCCGUUGGGACUCGUCGCACCUGUUAUCUUCGUAAUGAAGUCACUACUCCAAGACAUCUGGACCAAUGAAGAACGGAUCGGUUGGGACGACGUCGUACCGGAAACAUUGAGUCAACGUUUUUAUUGCUGGUACGACCAUCUGGAAAAGAGUCGCAUCAGUGCCGAGAUGCUUCCGUUUCAAACGAGGACGUUGGACUCAACAGCAUCUCCACGUCUUCAAGAAUGCAAGCUCCAAAGAGUACGGAGCAGUAGCCUACUUCCACACUGUCUCACGAUACCACGUUUAGAGUUACAAGCGGCAGUAGAAGGUCUCAACAUCGCCCUCACGAUUUGCCGUGAGCUGGAGAUCGAUUUGCGGCAAGUAACCUUCCCCUCAGACUCACAAACGGUGCUGCGGUGGAUCCAUUCAAAGACAUGUCGAUUUGAAGUCUUCGUCAACAACCGCAUCGGAAAGAUACUCCUAAACACAGGUUGUCGACAAUGGCGUCAUGUUGCCGGAGAUUCAAACCCAGCUGACCUCUGCGGUAGGGGUAUCGACCCCAAGGAUACCAACGAAUUGCUCUACUUCCACCGAGGACCUCCGUUCCUGAGUUUGGACCCAACAGAAUGGUACACUUGGGAAGAAAUAACGGAGCAUGAAGAACGGGAUGUAAACGUGAUUCGCGUCUUGGCAGACAAAACGGAAGAUGAGAACCAUGCCAUCGAACGAUGCGUUGCACGUUUUUCCAGCGUGGUGAAAAUUCAACGAGCGCUGGUCUGGAGUACAAGAUUUGCCAACAACGCCAAAGCAAACCGCGAUGAAAAACCCAUGGUCGGAGAGCUAACGGUAGAAGAAAUGCCCUUAUUGGAUGGAGCUGGACAAAUGCGAAUCGGCGGACGUAUACUUCAAGCGCCGAUCGACUAUGCAGCCACACACCCCAUAUUUCUACCAGCAUCUCAACUUUUAACGAAAAAGAUAAUUUGGGAUUAUCACGUUCGAAACAUGCACGUCAAGACAGAGAGAUUGCUGACGGACCUCCGUUCACGCUUUUGGAUACUUUCCGGACGCAAGGUGGUAAAAUCUAUCAUCAACAACUGCUGGCCUUGUAAGCGGACGUCGAUGAAACCUAGUCCUCCGUUGAUGGCUUCACUAACAGUCCAUCGUUUGACACCUCAUUUGCCUACGUUCACGUACACAGGGAUCGACUACUUUGGACCCUUAAGCGUACGAGUUGGUGGAAGGGGAAGAAGACGCGAAAAACGUCGGAUCAGCCUAUUCACGUGUUUCACCACACGAGCAGUUCACCUGGAAGUGGCCAACGGGCUCAGGAUGGAGGAGUUCUCACUCUGCUUCUCCCGUUUUGUUAGCCUACGUGGAAAACCGAAGGUCGUUUAUAGCGACAAUGGGACAAACUUUGUCGCCGCCGAGUACGAGUUGCGACAAGCCCUAGAAGAACUUGUUCCCGAACACCAAGAACUUCAAACAGUAAUGGCUUGUCAUGAAAUAGACUGGCACUUCUCUCCACCCCAUGGACCCCACUUCGGUGGUGUUUGGGAAAGGAUUGUACAAUCCUGUAAGCGGGCAAUGAAGACCAGCAUCGGUAAUUGCCUAGUCACGGAUCGAUUGUUACGAACCGUAAUCGCUGAAGUAGAAGCUCUAUUAAACGCUCGGCCGUUAACACAUCUUAGUAUGGACCCAGAAGACCCGGAUCCGUUAACGCCAAACCACUUUCUAUACGGUGGAGCUCUGCCAUACUUGCCCCUACAAUUGGCCGACGUGGAAGACAUGAACUGGCCGAUGUCCAAAGUGUUGGAAGUUAUUCCCAGUGCCAUGGAUAAUGUCGUUCGAGCUGUAAAGAUGAAGCUUAGUAACCAUCCAAAACCAUGUAUUCGGCCGGUGGCUAAAUUAUGUAUCAUGGUUGCGGCUAAGGAACGACAAGUUUACACAAAAGAAGAGAAAAUGGAAUCCUUAACAGCGUAA
Messenger RNA from Daphnia carinata, 2502 nucleotides. RefSeq lists its product as uncharacterized. The record is from RefSeq and is a predicted model, not a curated record. Gene Ontology annotation, biological process: DNA integration. The transcript is spliced from 4 exons. Bases 1 to 2502 code for a protein of 833 amino acids. Gene Ontology annotation, molecular function: nucleic acid binding. NCBI's taxonomy places the organism in Eukaryota, Metazoa, Arthropoda, Branchiopoda, Diplostraca, Daphniidae.